AUGAUGAGAGACAGAGAGAAAGAGAGAGACCCUGAUGAUCUGGUUGAGCCCGUGGCUCCGGUGAUUGUGAUUGGUCCGAAGAAUACGUCUGUCGUAGCAGGGAGGGAAGCUACACUGGAGUGUAUUGCUAACGCCAGGCCGGUGGAGAGGCUGGUGUUGUCGUGGAAACGUAACGGGCGUCGGCUGGCCAGCGGAGUGGGUGUGUUCGGGCGUCGCCUGACCUUGUCUAGCCCCUCCCUCUCAGACGGGGGCGUGUACGUGUGUGAGGCGUCAAUUAUUAACUCCACCACCAGACCCACCGAGGCCCGGGCACACCUCUCUGUACUGGAGCCUCCAUACUUCACUGCUGAACCCAAACUAAAGACUGUAGCAGCGGUGGACAAGAACGUGGACUUACACUGUCAGGCCAAGGGAGUCCCCCCGGCCCGGCUAGAGUGGUAUAAAGACGCCGUGCCCGUAUCCAAGCUGGCCAACCCUCGCUACAAGGUUACCUCGGCAACAGGUCUGACUGUGCGGAGAGUCCAACCAGGAGAUGCCGGAAUGUUCCAGUGUUUCGCUCGGAACGCUGCCGGAGAUACACAGACACACACACAGCUGGUGGUUACUAGUGUCGCCCCCUCCUUCUCCCUCCUCCCCUCUGAUCUCACCGUUACCGAUGGCAACUCGGCUGUGUUCAGCUGUGAGACCACUGGAUCCCCCAAACCUGCUGUCAGCUGGAGGAGAGGUUCUCAGCUCCUGGCCAGUGGGACGGUCCAGAUUCCCAGGUUCACCCUGCUGGAGUCAGGUGGUCUGCUGGUUGAGCCAAUCAGGAUGCAUGAUUCUGGCGACUACACCUGUACUGCUGCCAGCGCAGACGGAUCCAUCAACGCUACUGCUACUCUCACUGUCUGGACUCGUACGUUUAUCUCCGUCCCUCCGGUGGACCAGAGGGUCAUCAAGGGAACCACGGCAACCCUGGACUGUAACGCUACACACGACCCCAGGGUCAACAUCAGUUUCCAGUGGCAGCGUGGUGCAGUACCCCUCCAGCCCAGUGGGGGCAGAGUGUCUAUAUUGUCUGGUUCUCUGACAAUCAGCCAGACCUGGUCAGGUGACAUAGGAGACUACACCUGCACUGUGACAUCACAGGCCGGGAACCAAUCACGCUCCGCACGCCUGGAGGUCAUUGAGCUCCCCCACUCCCCCAGGUCUCUCUCUGUGUCUCUGAAUGAUUCAGACAGCCGCUCAGUCCUUCUCUCCUGGGUCAGACCCUUCGAUGGAAACUCUCCUCUUCUGCACUACAUACUGGAGCUGUCUGAGAACAACUCUCCAUGGAAGAUGUACAUGUCGGAGGUGGAGCCUGCGGUGACACGGGUGACGGUGGGCGGGCUCACCCCUGCCAGGACCUAUCAGUUCAGACUCUGUGCUGUCAAUCAAGUGGGGCGUGGACAAUACAGCGGCGAGACACAGAG
This is a messenger RNA of Coregonus clupeaformis (lake whitefish), 1451 nucleotides long. RefSeq names its product protein sidekick-1-like. Gene Ontology annotation, biological process: axon guidance; dendrite self-avoidance; homophilic cell-cell adhesion. The annotation marks the transcript as partial. The transcript has 11 exons. The record is from RefSeq and is a predicted model, not a curated record. Gene Ontology annotation, cellular component: axon; plasma membrane. Gene Ontology annotation, molecular function: cell-cell adhesion mediator activity. Lineage: Eukaryota; Metazoa; Chordata; Actinopteri; Salmoniformes; Salmonidae.